AAGUGUGUCCCCUUAUGGCGGGAAACAGCGCCCCCUGCUGUGCUGAACACGUGACGUCCGACUGAUCGCAUCUCAGACCGAAGAUCUUGGUGCCGGAGGAGACGUGGAGUAAUACGUGCGAGCGAUUCGGAUCUCCUCUCUUAAUGACGCAUCUGUCUUUUCAAAUGACGCAUCGUGCGCAUUUUUGGCCGUGGUUUCGUUCGGUCUGCUGAGGUGGAGUUUCCGGUCCGGCUGGUUGCUCCGGUCCGUCCUCUUUUCACCGCUUUAGCAGGUUUGAACUUUGCUUCCACUUAUCGCCAGAUAACGUCGGUGUCCAAAGGUCCUCCGGUUCGGUCCCCGGGGGUUCACCGUUCAGACCGCCGGCCGCGAGAUGGACUCUGCUGCGUGGACACGUGUCCUCUCAGUGCACCAGAGAAUAGUGGACAAUGGAGACAAGAGGACGGACCCGUGGCUGCUGGUCUACUCCCCCGUCCCGGUGGCGCUCAUCUUCCUGGCGUACCUCCUGGUGGUCUGGGCCGGCCCCCGUCUGAUGAAGCACAGAGAACCCUUCGACCUCAAGGUCGUCCUGGUCCUUUACAACUUCGCCAUGGUCGGCCUGUCGGCCUACAUGUUUCACGAGUUCCUGGUGACGUCGUGGCUCUCCAACUACAGCCUCCUGUGCCAGCCCGUCGACUACAGCAGCAGGCCGCUGCCCCUGAGGAUGGCCAACGUCUGCUGGUGGUUCUUCUUCUCCAAGGUCAUCGAGCUCGCCGACACGAUGUUCUUCAUCCUGAGGAAGAAGAACAACCAGCUGACCUUCCUUCACGUCUACCACCACGGCACCAUGAUCUUCAACUGGUGGGCGGGCAUCAAGUACGUGGCCGGCGGACAGUCGUUUUUCAUCGGCCUGGUCAACACGCUGGUCCACACCGUGAUGUACUCGUACUACGGCCUGGCGGCGCUCGGCCCCCACAUGCAGAAGUACCUGUGGUGGAAGAGGUACCUCACCUCUCUGCAGCUGCUGCAGUUCCUGCUGUUCCUCCUGCACACCGGGUACAACCUGUUCACCGAGUGCGACUUCCCCGACUCCAUGAACCUGGUGGUGUUCGGUUACUGCGUCACGCUCAUCGUGCUCUUCAGUAACUUCUAUUUUCAGAGCUACCUCCACAAGAGGAAGCAGAAAUGAGACGUGCGCGCGGCACUGAGGUGUACCUGCCUCAUUGUUCUGUGUGCAGUAGCCAGUAGUGUCCACUAGGGGCGUCCGCUCUCUACUCUUCUUCUGUUGCCGCUCAUCAUUCAUCGUGAAGGGAAAGAUGCUUCACACAGUUGAGGUCCUCAGUGCGACGUGAGUACUCACAGGUCACGUGUGGGAUGCGAGUGCUCUGCGGUUCAUUUUGCGUGGAAUGUCUACGGGAACAAAGAGAAGUAUGUGUCUGGACCGCUGAAGUGUGAAGUUGUGGCCAGCGACAAUAAUUUGAAUUCCUGAGCAAGAAUGUUCCUCUGCAAUUUUCUGUAGUACUCACAGCAAUAUAGUAUUUUGAGUGUAAUGAAUGAGCACAUCACAUGACACAGUUAUGCUGCGUUUAGAUGAAAUGAUUGGCCAAAGCUUUAUUUGAAUAAAUUCAACAAUAUUUAUGGUAAUUAGUUCUGGAUUACUCAUCUUGUGUUAUUGUUGUGAGAUAUAACACAUGCAUAACGCUAGGUGAACAACCUGCAAAUAUGCGAUAUAAAACCACCUUAAAGGCACAUAAUAUAUACUGGAAAAUAUAAAUGUACCCUGAGAAAAACUAAUUCCUUUAUGGUAAUGGUUUUUUGAGCCUGUAUCAACUUCUCAGGUUAAGCUUUUUGGGUCAAGCUCAACAACUGCAUAUCGAGGAAGUGGAUGAACUCACUGACGCCGCCAUCAGAUCACAUGGCGGCGCCUCCACAUUCAGAAAGAGCAACGAGCAGUUGUGUAACAGCAAUCCAGUCACUCACUCACUCGGUGCGAGACACUGAAUAACCUGCAUGUGCACGAGAUGUUAAUCUGAGGUUAGAAGCAGGUUAACCUGCAGCACCCGGAGAGGAAUUCCUCCUCCUCCCCCGAUGUCACUCUGCAGUCAAAGUUAAUCAUUUUCUGAGCUGAGUUGUGUUUUCAGAAGGUGGGAAGCUGCAGUCGUUGAGUUUGUUCCAGAGCGAAGUGACAGCAGCAAACCUGCAGCUAUUGUGUGACUUUCCUUUACGCACACAUGCAUUAUUGCCACAGGGGAUAACAGUGUCGUGGUGCCAUCGCUUGUAAUUAAGUACAAAUACAAAUUAUUUUAAAAGUUAAUUUGUAUUAAUGUUUUGUUUUAAAGCAGAUUGCUUCGAUGUGCCUUUAAGGUUUUUUUAUUCAAUUAGUUUAAAAGACCAAAUUGUACAUACGGUUUAAUUUCUACAUUGUGAUUAUAAGAUGUUUUUACAAGCUGUGGGAUAAUUGUCGGGUUUAUUACUUUAAUAAAAAUGUAAUGUUAGUGGACACAAGAGUGCCGAGAGUGUAACUUUGUACAAUAAAGCACAAGCACCAGAAAAAUCA
Molecule: messenger RNA, 2533 nt
Organism: Gasterosteus aculeatus aculeatus (three-spined stickleback)
Lineage: Eukaryota; Metazoa; Chordata; Actinopteri; Perciformes; Gasterosteidae
Gene: elovl8b
Product: ELOVL fatty acid elongase 8b
Biological process (GO): sphingolipid biosynthetic process; fatty acid elongation, monounsaturated fatty acid; fatty acid elongation, saturated fatty acid
Cellular component (GO): endoplasmic reticulum membrane
Molecular function (GO): fatty acid elongase activity
Source: RefSeq, a predicted model, not a curated record